CCCUCGCCAAGGCCCAAGUGCGGGAGUGCCAGUCUCUCCAUUCUCCGUGUUUUCUUCCCCGUUUCCAUUCGUGUUGACCAACGUUCCCGUUUCCGAAAUCCAGAUCUUCGUCGUCGCCUCACGCCGCCGUUGAGAGCUUGGGCAGCCGGACUCCGGCACCGGCAGGCACGCACGCCUUUCCGGUUCCCACAGCCAGCUUCCACCUCCCAUCCAGGUUACCCUGUUCAAGGCCAGCUUCGACCUCCAGCUUCCACACGGCUGCGUGCACUCUCUUGGAUCCCCAUUCCGUGUGGCACAAUCAAGCGUUGAUUUCUUGGCGAAGCGAUCAAGGGAGACGAGAGGAUGGCGAACCCGGCGGCGGCCAGCCUCACCGACGACCUCAUCGUGGAGAUCCUCUCGCGGCUGCCCGUCAAGUCGCUCUGCCGCUGCAAGUGCGUCUCCCCGCACUGGCGCGGCCUCAUCUCCCACCCCGACCACCGCCACCGGCUCCCCCAGACCCUCGCCGGCUUCUUUCUCAACGCGUCUAACCGCGGGCGCCAAGCACGGCGAUUCAUCAAUCUCAGUGAGGCAAGCCGGCCUCCCCUGAUCCGUUACCCCUUUUCCUUCAUGCCCGGGUAUGAGGAUGUCACCAUUGUGGAUUCCUGCAAUGGUCUCCUUCUCUGCCGUGCCUCCAGGACAGAGAGCUCUUCGCCUGAUGCGGUGUUCUGCCACGUCGUGUGCAACCCAGCUACUAGGAGCUGGCAUGUCUUGCCAAACUCCAGCUCUGGUUGUGUUGAUAAUAACAACGAGCUGCGGCCCGCCCGUUUGGGUUUUGAUCCCGCAGUUUCCCCGAACUUUCAUGUGUUUGAGUUUGUCCACAGUGAGCAGGGGUAUGGGUGCGUGGCAGGGGUGGAGAUCUAUUCGUCAGAAACUGGAGCAUGGAGUUACUCGGAGAGUGAGUGGGAAGAAGAAACACACUUAUUGGAAGGUUCACCGAGUGUCUUCUUCGAUGGCCUUCUGCAUUUCAUCACCAUUGAUUUUACGGUAGUCGCCGUAAACGUGAAGGGCGAAUCAUGGUGGGAGAAGGCUGUGCCAGAAGAUAGUUAUGAUCUUCAAAACUGGGAUUUCUGCGAGGCCUGGGAGCCUUGUUUUAUUGGUCGAUACAAAGGGAACUUGUGUUACAUAAAUGAGUUUUAUUCCGAUACUGAUGUAUCAAUCUGGGUUCUUGAGGACUAUGCCGCAGAUGAAUGGAUCCUAAAGCAUCGAGUGAGCAUUCAACGGUUGACUAAAAACAUAGCUACUCCAGCCGAAAGCAAGUGCUACAAUUUCAUCACAGUUCAUCCACACUGCAAUUGGUUUCUCUAUGUUACUGGUUCUGACAAGAUACUAAUGGCAUAUGACAUGGAUCGUGACGAAGUGCAUGUUAUACAAAAUCUUGGGUUAGACUGUAUCCUGCAAUGCAUCCCAUAUGUUCCUUUCUAUGGGAACUGAUUGACACAUGGGCACUGACUAGGUCACUUCAUAGUAUCUCCUUUCUAGCAAUCCUGUUCAAUUACUGGAGAUUCCAUAUAUAUGUUAUAUGGUCAAGCAAUCCUGUUCAAUUAUUGGAGAUUCAAACAUAGAUAUGUCGCAUCGUGUAGCAAUCCUGUUCAUAGCGGGAGAUUCCAUGUAUUCUUUCUGUUAUUCAGCUCAUAAUAUUAAGAGCUUAAAUUUGUUGCAUUGUAGGAAGCAUAACCAUGUUGUAUGUGGGAUAUUUGCUUCGGAUCAUAUGGGGUAUCGCGUGUGAUAUGAGUAUGACAACCAACAGCAUAGAAGACUUAUCAGGGUGUCAUAGUUUGCUUUUAGUAUCAUUACUAGAUUGUUAUGUUCAUGUGAAUAAUAAAUCUAAAAGAUCAUUUAAUUACUUUGUAUGCUUAUCCGAAGUUACUUUUGUUACAUGGAAACAAUGUUUGUUUCUUUUAUGGAAUAA
Messenger RNA from Setaria italica (foxtail millet), 1948 nucleotides. RefSeq names its product F-box protein At5g07610. NCBI's taxonomy places the organism in Eukaryota, Viridiplantae, Streptophyta, Magnoliopsida, Poales, Poaceae. Bases 343 to 1470 code for a protein of 375 amino acids. The record is from RefSeq and is a predicted model, not a curated record. Gene Ontology annotation, molecular function: protein binding. The transcript is spliced from 2 exons.